This is a messenger RNA of Rubroshorea leprosula, 1169 nucleotides long. The record is from the annotation of a GenBank genome assembly. NCBI's taxonomy places the organism in Eukaryota, Viridiplantae, Streptophyta, Magnoliopsida, Malvales, Dipterocarpaceae.
ACAUAUCAAAUUAUAUUAAAAAAAAAUUACCCCAAAUCAUUUCUCUUUAUUUAAUUUGUUGGACCAGCCAACACGCAUUAUCAAUUUUGUCUGCAAAUAUUAUGAGGGAAAUAAUAAUACUUCUAUCACCAGCUGUAUAACCCCUAAAAUGUCUACCAUUUGGAGAGAUAUUCUUUCUAUUGGCAGGGAAAAUGAAAAAGCAAAAACAUGCUUCAUUGAUGGAUUCCCCAGACAGAUCAGUGAUGGAGCAAAAACCAAUUUCUGGUCUGACGUGUGGUUGGGCAGCUCCUCCUUCAAACUGGAAUUUCCACGAUUAUACAACCUUUCCCUCGAUAAAGAAAUGUCAGUUGCUGACCUCAAACCAUCUAAAGGUCAAGGAUGGCAUUUCAAUUGGCGUCAUGAACCAUUUGGGAGAGAGCUGGACGAAUACAAGAGAUUAGAGGACACUCUAAAGCCUAUUAACAUCCAUGACACCAAGCCAGAUAACUUCAAUUGGAUACACUGCCCAUCAGGAUACUCAGCAAAAUCAGCCUACCAAAUUCUUGAAAACCCCACCACUUGUCUUCAAGGCAGUAUUUGCAGCUUGAUUUGGAACCCGUUGGUGCCCUCUAAAGUUAGCUUCAUGAUUUGGCGCCUCUUCCUAAACCGCCUUCCAACUAAAGACAACCUAUGUCUUCCAGGAGUAAAUUUAACAAACAAUCCAAACUGCGUGUUCUGUGGUGAUCAUCCAGAGGACGCAAAUCACAUCUUUGCCAAAUGCAGACAAUCUCAAAAACUAUGGAGCAAAAUAUGUCACUGGUGGGGUUUCCUUUUUGUUCCCCCAGAUAAUGCCUUUGCCAUGCUCCACCAGCUUAGUUCGCUGCAGGUCCCCAAGAAAGCAAGAAGGAGCUGGAACCUCACAAUCUCAACAGCUGCUUGGUCCAUUUGGGUAAGCAGAAAUGGUAUUAUUUUUGAAAAACAGCCUUGGAAUGAAAACAGAUUGAUUGACUUAAUUCAAUCUAGAACUUUCUGCUGGAUCAAAGGAAACUCUACAUGUGCUAAGUUCAAUUUCGUGGACUGGUGUCAAUUCCCACUCCAUUGUGCAAUUGAUUUUUAACUUAUUGAACUUUUAAUGUAAUGUAUAGGUAGUACCUCUUGUACUCUUUUAUUAAUAACACUUUUGAUUCAUA